AUGGCGUCGAACAACCUCUCGGGGGUACUCGACGGCGGCGACGCGGCGGCGACGGCCGCAGGGAGGAAUAUACAGCACUCAGGGUUCCUCGGCGGUGAGUACUUGAGGGCCGACAUGUUCGAUCUCGACAGCCUUGACGUCGAGGUGGACAAGAAAACCAUGGCCAAGCUUCUUGCCACGGAGAAGCAGCGAGACAGGGGCGACGAAGAGAUGGAGCCGUGGGAGAUCGACCUCGCCAAGCUGGAGGUUCACGAGUUGAUAUCACCAGGGACCUUCGGCUCCGUGUAUCGCGCCACCUACGAUGGCAAUAUCGUCCUAGCUAAACUGUUAGACUGGGGCGAGGAUGGUUUUAUAACAGAAGAUGAAGUUGCUGCUCGGCGCAAGGCCUUGAGGAAGGAGGUUGUAGUUUGGAAGGAUCUCAACCACAGGAACGUUACAAAGUUCAUUGGUGCAUCAAUGGGUACCACUGACCUUAACAUUCCAGCUGAGAAUGAGGAUAUCGCUGCAUACACUGAUUUUCCAGAUAGAGCAUGUUGUGUGGUCGUUGAGUAUAUCGACGGAGGAACACUUAGGCAGUACCUAUAUGCGCACAGGGAGGAAAAGCUGGAAUACAGAGUUGUGGUUGAUCUUGCAUUGGAUUUGGCCAAGGGACUGAGCUAUCUACAUUCAAAAGAUAUCGUGCAUCGGGAUGUCAAAGCUGAAAAUAUGUUGCUUGAUUCCAAACGAACCCUAAAGAUCGCCGACUUUGGUGUUGCCCGUAUAGAGGCUAAGGAUCCAGCGGAAAUGACAGGUCACACAGGCACACUGGGUUAUAUGGCCCCAGAGGUCCUUGAAGAUAAGCCAUACAAUAGAAAGUGUGAUGUUUACAGUUUUGGGAUAUGUCUAUGGGCGAUCUACUGCUGUGACAUGCCGUAUUACCCGGACCUCAGUUUUGCAGAGACCUCCUCUGCAAUUGUUCAUAAGAAACUGCGACCUACGAUCCCACCCUGCUGCCCCGCCCCAAUGGCGAAGAUCAUGAAGAGGUGCUGGGACGCUGACCCUGAGAAGCGUCCCGACAUGAAGGAGGUGGUGCAGCUCCUAGAGGAUCUGGACACAAGCAACGGCGGCGGCAUGACCCCAGAAGGGAUCGCGGAAGGGAAGAACCCUGGAAAUGGGCUGCAGAUUCUUGCGACAAUCACAGAGCCUGAAUUGCUGGAGCACACUAUUCAGACUACCGCAACGUUGAUGAUGGGCCGUGUCGCCAUCGACUUGGAAGAUAAGCUCCAUCGCUCCUCCCCCGACCGCGGACCCGUGGUGUCUCCUCUCCCUCGGGAUCGAGGAAGAGGAAGGUCAUUUCCUACUGGCCCCGCAUCUGUAGACUUUUUAGCUAUAUUCGUGCCCUCCCCCUCUGACCAUGGAGUCUCCCCACCCCCGCCUGUGAGGAAGAGGAAUGAGAAUGCGUUCGACGCCGACCGCGGUGGUGACGUCUGCUUUGCCUCCCACACCCGGCGGUGCCAAAGCUAUUAG
Messenger RNA from Lolium rigidum, 1506 nucleotides. Its product is annotated as serine/threonine-protein kinase STY13-like. Gene Ontology annotation, molecular function: ATP binding; protein kinase activity. Lineage: Eukaryota; Viridiplantae; Streptophyta; Magnoliopsida; Poales; Poaceae. Gene Ontology annotation, biological process: protein phosphorylation. The record is from RefSeq and is a predicted model, not a curated record. The transcript has 8 exons. Gene Ontology annotation, cellular component: plasma membrane. The coding region runs from base 1 to 1506 and encodes 501 amino acids.